Messenger RNA from Phasianus colchicus (ring-necked pheasant), 1504 nucleotides. The record is from RefSeq and is a predicted model, not a curated record. NCBI's taxonomy places the organism in Eukaryota, Metazoa, Chordata, Aves, Galliformes, Phasianidae.
GGGAGAACUUGGAAAAAUUAGACAUAUUUAGCAGGAAGGCUAACAGCUUCCUAGAAUGAGUUGUUUUUCUCUAUUGCAAUUGCUGGCAUGCUUCAGAGGUUAAUUUGAAUCUUAUUUUGUUUUCCCUUUUAGAAGACCAGUGAAUUACCGUAGGCUGGGCUUGACCUUGAUUUUGAUGGCUUUGUUGGAAGAUCUAAUGAUAUGAUUGUGUUUCAUGAAGGGAUUUCUCUCCAGCCCCAAUGGCUUAGGAUAUAAGACACUUCUAUCACGCUAUUACUUAUGGACAAUUCAAAUAUUUUUUUAGGCAUACCUUUUGGGUUUUUUUUUUUUCUUUCCUCGCUUCCCCUUCCCUCCCAUUUCUCCUUAAUACUGGGAGCCUUAUUCUAGACUUUGAUGUGACUGACCAUCCUCCUGCUCCGUGCUGCUGUUUUCUUUUUUAAAGCACAAUGGCACUAAGUGGCAACUGCAGGACUUACCUCCCUGCCCGGGAGCAGGGCUCUGGGCUGCAAUCCUUCCCGGAGGUUGUGGAGCUAAAUGUGGGUGGCCAGGUUUACUUCACUCGCCACUCCACCUUGGUUGGCACCCCUCACUCCUUGCUGUGGAAAAUGUUCACCCCAAAAAGAGACACAGCCAAUGAUCUGGCCAAGGACUCCAAGGGAAGAUUCUUCAUUGACAGAGAUGGUUUCCUUUUUCGCUAUAUUCUGGACUAUCUCAGGGACAAGCAAGUUGUUCUGCCUGACCACUUCCCUGAAAAGGGAAGGCUCAAGAGGGAGGCUGAGUACUUCCAGCUCCCAGACUUGGUCAAACUCCUGACUCCUGAUGACAGCAAGCAAAGCCCCGAUGAUUAUUGCCACAGUGACUACGAAGAGGUCUCCCAAGGCAGUGACACGAGAAUAUGCCCCCCUGCAUCUCUCCUACCAUCAGAUCGAAAGUGGGGAUUCAUUACCAUUGGAUACCGGGGGUCAUGCACUAUUGGCAGGGAGAGCCAAGCAGAUGCCAAAUUCAGGAGGGUCCCAAGGAUUUUGGUUUGCGGAAGGAUCGCUUUGGUCAAAGAGGUCUUUGGAGAAAGUUUGAAUGAAAGCAGAGAUCCAGACAGAGCUCCAGAAAGGUACACCUCCAGGUUUUAUCUCAAGUUCAAGCAUCUGGAGAGGGCUUUUGACAUGUUAUCUGAGUGUGGAUUCCACAUGGUGGCCUGCAACUCCUCUGUGACGGCGUCCUUUGUCAAUCAGUACACUGAUGACAAGGUCUGGUCCAGCUACACUGAAUACGUCUUCUACCGUAAGUACGAGGCAUUUCUGAGGGAAACGUAACUGCCUGUUUGAAACCUGUCUCUUCUGCUGACUGUGCAGUUUGCAAAGCACGAGAAGUGCAGAUUUCUUUGUAUCUGCUGCAGAUUGGAGCUUUAUUUUGAUGUGAGGUGAUAUGCUUCAGUUUAAGCUUUCAAACUAUAAGGCCAGGCUGAACUCUGUGGCUUGGUCUUGGCUAGGUGGCAGCACAGACUGCC